UUUGCAUGUUGUGUUGAAAAAUGGAAUGAAAUAAUUUUGGACGAAAGCUAAAAUAGAUCAAUACUAAUUUAAGAGAAUCACGCGAUAUGAUCGAGCAGAAGGAUAACCAGGAGACUAACAGAAAUGAUAGCAGUCAAAGUAACAUGAAAAGAAAGGUAACAGAAACUAAUAGCUCUGGAUCAACACAAAAGAAUAUCACAGCUGAGAAGCAGGCUGAAAAAGGUGUAAGUAACGUAGAUGAAAUCAAUAUCAAUAGAGAAGAUUACUUACAAAUAUAUAAAAAUCUUCUAAACGAAGUAAAUCAGCUACAAAUAAAAAAUAGUCUAUUCCAUCGACGGUUGGCUGAAUAUUUCAGAAAGCGACAUUUAGAACAUGUUCUGAAACCGAUAGAUUCAGCAGAGUUAGAGGAAAAGUAUCAGCAAAAAUUAAUGGCUUACGAGGAACUUACACAGAAAGAAGAAAAGGAAUCGACCGAUAUAAAACUAAAGCUGGACGCUGUUGAAAUUCAUUAUAGAGGUACAUUAGAGCAAGUACAGAAAAGUUUUGAUGUCUUACAAGAAUACGAACGAUCAGCGGGUACUGGGUUAAUUUUGUCAUCUAAAGGAAAACCAAUAUCAGAUAAGAUGGUAGAGCGACUUCUUACAUUGCAAAGACGUAAGACCGAACAAGCGUCAGCACUGUGUUUGCGUUACAUAAGAGCUCGUAACGCUGUGGCGGAACUAGAAACUAUUGUUCAUAAACUUGAAAGAUUAGCUCCAGGGCUGUAUGUAUCUCAGUACGAGCAGCUCAAUUUUGAACAUCAAAAUUACAAGAGUAAAAUUGAAGAACGCGAGGAUGAACUCAUAAAAAAUCGUAAGAAGUGUACAGAGCACAAUCAAAUAUUGGCUCACAUAAGAGAGAAAAUGAAUCACACAGAUGAAAUUAUCGACAUAGCUGAAGGAGAACUAGGCGAUGCACAGGUCGAAUUCAUGAGAGCGAGAGAGAAAUUAGGUGAAACUAAGUCUCGUCGAGAUAAACUGCGGUGGGCUCUUGAGGAGGAGAGACUGAAGGCUGGUUUGCUCACAAAGAAGGACAUGUUGCGUGAUUACCAGGAUGCUACUGACGAGGUAUCGAAAUUGAAAGAUAAAAAAGAUGUCCUUCAGAAAGCUAUAGGCGAGAAAUUUCAACAGAUCCAAGAAGCCAGACGAAGGAUGAAAAUAUACGAGUGUCAAGAGACUCUUUAUUAGAUUCAAAAUAACUUCCUACAAAAAACAUAUUUUAUUGGCUAUUGCCUAUUGGUUCGUUUCUAUUCGUAUUCGUUAUCUUGUUAUAAUAUUUAAAAUAAUUUGUAUAU
Molecule: messenger RNA, 1333 nt
Organism: Aricia agestis (brown argus)
Lineage: Eukaryota; Metazoa; Arthropoda; Insecta; Lepidoptera; Lycaenidae
Product: protein Daple
Exons: 9
Coding region: 87-1226 (379 amino acids)
Biological process (GO): cilium assembly
Cellular component (GO): axoneme; ciliary basal body
Source: RefSeq, a predicted model, not a curated record